AUGGCCGAAGUUGAUAACGCCGACGCCACGUAUCCGCACGCCGAACCAAACAUGACGGUUGGCACGAGGCGUCAGGCCAACGGCACGAUCGGAUCCGUAUACUCAGGAAACAAGAUCAGGCAUUUAAAGAAGGAGGACGGCAUCCCCCUCUGGCGCAAGGACAUUCAGUACCAGUUUCUCAAGCUCGUCUUCGAGGACAAGACUCCCGUCUUCUCUCGUUGGCCAGAUGGGCAGAAAGGUUUUGAUUUUGCAGAUGUCUACAUCGACGCGAUGGCACGGAGUAGCAAGACGAGCAAGAUUUUGAAGGACAAGCUCCAGAACGAUAAGCAGGCCGCUAUUAGCAUGGCUAUGGUUUGUCUGCUCGUUAACUUUGGGAGAAUGAACACCACCCUUAACUGCUACUUAGUUUUCCCCGAGAUGCGGGCUCAACUACGGACAUACCACUCCAUCCCUUCGCUACAGGCGCACCAGGACCCUAAUGCCUACAAGCAAUUGCAAGAUGCUCCUCGCCUCAAGUCUAUUCUCAAGGGCGCAUCGGAGGAUGUCGACCAACCAAAUACCCUCGAAAUGAUUAAAAAUACACGCAUCCCGCGAACGAAUCCGGUCAACUUGAUUUUCGUUCUUGCUCAGUACGCUCCUAAGGUGUCCGAGUUGCACUUUUUCCCGCCCCGUGAUUUCUUUGAUCUUGUCAUGAGAUCCACCCUCAGCAGCAAAAGCCGUGCGAGGGCGUUCCUUUGGCUGAUGUGGUGGUAUUUGGAGAGCGACUUUUCCCACGAGGCUGCCCUCAAUAACCCGUUCGGUCCGGGUCUGGAUGGUGAGGGAACCGGGGGGCUGCCGAUUAAGGUGCCGAACUUCGAGAGCCUCACCGAAGACCAGGCGAACGAUGAGAAUGUCGAUACACAGUCUGAAAUUGAGUAUGGAGAGGCCAAGCGCCUGGAACGGAAACGGAUCUUGGAAGAGGAUGAGCCCUUACCCAGAGUGACAAAGCGCUCCAAGAAAGUAUCGGAUUUUGGAUACGAUGACGAUCAAGGGUCGGGAGACAUCUCCGGCGUUGCUUCCGGUAAGGACGUCCUUAUCGCUGAAGAUCUUUCUGUUAUGUACCUCCUAACAUCCUAUCUUUCACUAGGUCGAGGUGAUCGCUCUACCAUGUCCACCCCACUGCAUCCCUCCUUCAAACGCUAUCCACAAGAUGACGAGGACGACUACCAAACCCCCGGCCAGUCCUCUCGUUCUCGGUACAAGCGACCCAAGCGCGAUUCAUCCCUCAAUCGUUCUGUUGGUCAACAACGUCUUGUGUUAAAGACUAGGAUGGAGCAUACACCCGAUGCGGCCUCGCCUGUUCCGCCAGGCUCCAGCCACCCGGUCCUAAACCGGUUUGUCAAUGAGCCUGCCUUGCCACAGCAAACCUCUGCGCGUCGACCUCGGCCGCUCACCCAGCACCAACUCGCCGUCGAGCAGAAUCGGCGUCAGCGUAUCGAGUAUCUUCUUGCCAAACGAAAAAAUGAGGCAUACCGGAUCCUUCGCGCGAAGCGGGAAAGCGAAAUCCCAUUCGCCCGUUAUGGCCGUCUGCUACAGGGCCUCCCCGACGGUUAUGACACGGAGGACGAGGAGAAUACCUGGGGGAAAGGAGGCCUGAUUCCUAAUCCCGAGGAAGAGGAAGACUUCGGGGAGAAUGCCAGCUACUUCUUAUCUGUGGUCCGCAAAGCUGGGAGGCGGCUGGACCGAUGGGACCUGGACGAUGCGAAUGGACCGAAGAGGGAUCGGAAAAAGGAAAGGGAAGAGCGGCAAAAAGACCGGUUGAAUAGGUUGACUGAAAAUGCUCUGGACGUAAAUGGCCGUGCCCCUACCUCGGCUCGCAGUAGGGCUCGAGCUGCACGCAAUGCCCGACGCAAGCUUGCCGGAGCGGCCGCAGAUGCCUCAGCUGAAGCGAGCGUCAAAGGACAGGCCACGUCGGCGUCUCGCCCGAAAAGCAGCCGGAGCCGCGGCCAUCGUGAUGGAGCCAGCGCACGAAUGGCCGCGGACAAUGCCGCCCUCGAUGGCCUGGAAGCACCCUCCCGGGACCACGACCUCUCACCAAUGCCCGCUUCGGGUCAAUUAGGGGACGAUGAUAUCGAGGGCGAGGUCGAAGAAGGGCUUGAUGAUAUCGAUCGGGAGCUCCUCGGUGAAGGAAGCGGUGACGAGGACGAAGGGCCCUCGCGGAUAGGAGGAGCCUCGCGGCCCUCGGAGCCUGGCUAUGAGGAUAGUUUCAUGGAAGGCGCCGACGAAGAUGCAGAAGCGCUGUCCUCGGACGACAACGACGAAGAAGCCGAUGAGGACGAGCUGGACGAAGGCGAGGGCGAGAUUGACGACAACUCAUCCACGUUCGAGGGCGGACACGGAUAUGCUGCCAGCGAAACUUCGAGUGUCGGCCCCGAAGCCGGAGUGGAAGCUGCUGGAGGAGACGCUGGGGGACGGACCGGGGAAAAGGACGACGAUACAGUGGAGAAUCAUUAG
Aspergillus tanneri is the source of this 2493-nucleotide messenger RNA. RefSeq names its product putative INO80 chromatin remodeling complex (Ies1). The record is from RefSeq and is a predicted model, not a curated record. The transcript is spliced from 4 exons. The coding region runs from base 1 to 2493 and encodes 830 amino acids. NCBI's taxonomy places the organism in Eukaryota, Fungi, Ascomycota, Eurotiomycetes, Eurotiales, Aspergillaceae. Gene Ontology annotation, cellular component: Ino80 complex.